Cercospora beticola is the source of this 318-nucleotide messenger RNA. NCBI's taxonomy places the organism in Eukaryota, Fungi, Ascomycota, Dothideomycetes, Mycosphaerellales, Mycosphaerellaceae. The record is from RefSeq and is a predicted model, not a curated record.
AUGCAGCCGACGUGUUCCAAUGGAUUCUGCAGCACCGCAUUCCCAUAUUAUCUUCACGGGACUCAGCGCCAUCAUGCAUGCCGACAGGAUUCUGCGUGGCCAAUAUCGGCUGGGCUGAGCUCGUGUUUGCGGAGAAAAGUGCUCCUCCUGCGGCAUAGGCUCAUGCAUACAAUGUCGACUGUGGUAAAGGCUCAACAAUGGCUUCCACGCACUCGCUUGUAUUACGCUGGCAUUGGUCGCCGCAGUGCGAUCGCGCCUUGGCCUGCUUUAAGCGAUGUUUGCAGAAACCCAUUUCGUUCAAAGCCGAUUGACGCCUGA